This is a messenger RNA of Fragaria vesca subsp. vesca, 1936 nucleotides long. RefSeq names its product serine/threonine-protein kinase PEPKR2-like. The transcript has 4 exons. Gene Ontology annotation, cellular component: cytoplasm; nucleus. Gene Ontology annotation, molecular function: calcium-dependent protein serine/threonine kinase activity; calcium/calmodulin-dependent protein kinase activity; calmodulin binding. Lineage: Eukaryota; Viridiplantae; Streptophyta; Magnoliopsida; Rosales; Rosaceae. The record is from RefSeq and is a predicted model, not a curated record. Gene Ontology annotation, biological process: protein autophosphorylation; peptidyl-serine phosphorylation; intracellular signal transduction. The coding region runs from base 185 to 1579 and encodes 464 amino acids.
AAUCACAAUCAUAUACCAAUCUUUACCGGACCAAAAAUAAUUAACUCCUUCCACCCAAAUCUCCGGCGAUUUCUAGGGUUUCUGGUUUCGAUCGAAUCUCGGUUGGCGCCGCCGGACGUCUCUGGUUUCCGAUCCUGCGAUUCUGAGAUGUGAGGGAUUUUGUUGGUAGUGGUAGUUUGAAUUGAUGAGGAAGAAGAGGAAAGGAGGUGUGGAUGACCCAUGUCCAGAUCCACCGGAGGCUCUGACAUCGAAGUCGUGCAAUUCGCGGUCGUUGCCGCUAGAGGAUUAUUCUAGGUUGAAGAAGCGGUGUAAAGAAGAUGACGCAGGGAAUGAGUCUGUGGGAUCGUAUAAGAGCAGGCUUGCAGGCAUUGCCACGGCUCCGCCGUGUGGGACUUCGUCUUUGGUUACACCAGGAAGAGGUAUCAAGAGGAAGAUAGGAUGUAUAGAUGUUGCUACUCAAAUGGGUAGGAAGAAUAAGAUUGAGGAAGAUUAUAGCAAGGGUGCUACAAUUGGGCGUGGGAAGUUUGGUUCAGUUUGGUUGUGUCAGUCCCGGGGGAGUGGAGCAGAAUUUGCAUGCAAGACUCUGAAGAAAGGGGAAGAGACGGUUCAUAGGGAGGUGGAGAUAAUGCAGCAUUUGUCCGGACAUCCUGGGGUUGUGACAUUACAGGCUGUGUAUGAGGAGUCAGAAAGUUUUCAUCUUGUGAUGGAGUUAUGCUCAGGUGGGCGAUUGAUUGAUCAGAUGCUUCAGGAGGGUCAGUAUUCAGAGCAGCGGGCUGCUAACAUAUUCAAGGAAGUGAUGCUAGUUAUCAAGUAUUGUCAUGAUAUGGGGGUUGUGCACAGAGACAUAAAGCCUGAGAAUAUUCUUCUUACAAAAGCAGGAAAGAUAAAGCUUGCAGAUUUUGGACUGGCCAUGAGAAUAUCUUACGGACAAAAUUUGACUGGUUUGGCUGGAAGUCCAGCUUAUGUUGCACCAGAAGUUUUAGUGGGGAAGUACUCUGAGAAAGUGGAUAUCUGGAGUGCUGGUGUCCUCCUACAUGCACUCUUGGUUGGUGUUCUUCCAUUUCAGGGAGACUCCAUAGAAGCAGUUUUUGAGUCAGUAAAGACUGUGAAGCUUGAUUUACAUGCAGGGAUAUGGGAGUCAAUUUCCAAACCUGCGCGAGAUCUUCUUGGGAGAAUGCUGACUAGGGAUGUUUCAGUACGGAUAACAGCAGAGGAAGUACUAAGGCAUCCAUGGAUAUUGUUUUAUACUGAGCGAACAUUGAAGGCACUACCCAUUAAAUCGAGGUCGAAGAAUCAAUCAGGAGCACCUUGCCACCAACUUGCAAUUGCCCCAAGACUAAAGGCAGUUCUGAACAAAACAGGAGAUGAUUCUCUCAGUGAAACUCUUAGCGGUCCUUCAUCUUCUGGUAGUUGCAAGUCAGAAGAUCAAGAUGAUUGUGGUUUAGUGGAUGCACUUGCCACUGCCGUUUCACAUGUCAGAAUUUCUGAGCCAAAAAGGACCCGGCUGUGUAGUCCCACAGGUCCAAUUGAGCAGCAGUGUUCAUCUAACAUGAAAGCUAACCUCUGUAAAGCAUUUUGAUCCUGCUGACAAACUGACACAAUCCGGUAUCAUUAGCUAAACUGCUUUUAAGCUGGGGGAUCAAAUAACCUGCCCUGGCAAUGAUCUUCAGUGGGCAAAGAUAUCAAGUGACAUUUAGCAACGGAAGAUGGUAUUUUGGGUUUAAUAUUGGUAAUGCUGUGAAAUCUCGGUGCUUCUCUUCUGUCUCAUUCAAAUAUGCUUAUUUUAAUCUAAUAAUGGCUUUAACCUGACAUAUUAAGAAUCCUUGUACAGAUUGUGUAAAUAGAAUGCCGCAGUCUAUUACUUUGUGCUUUCUCGACAUUGUAUCAUAGGUGAUAUAGUGUGUUUGGUUAUUAAUAAAGCAAAUAAUCUUCCAUC